GCUCGCGAGCGGCAGUGUGGCUCGAUCACGCCCGCGAUCUGACGUGUCAUGCAGUGGUGGCUCCUCACGUGCCUGGUGGCCGCGGCCGCCGCCGCCGGCAGGCUGCCCCGGACCUCGCAGACGCAGGCCACGACCCCCGCCCCCGCGCCCACUACGCCGCGCCUGCGCAAUGUCACCCUCGCCAGCCGACCCACCGUGCGCAACAGGGAGCAGUACAUCUUCAACGUGUUCGAGGUGAUUGUGAGCACGCUGGAGACCAAGCUGCAGCGGAUCGAGAACCUGGACAAGGCCGUGGAGCACCUCAUGCGCCGCGUGGAGGCGCUCGACUCGCGCGUCAACGACAACAUACACAAGACCGACGACAUCAUCUCCAAGCUCAGCAGCCUCGACCUGAAGCUGUUCAGCCACAUGAGGCCUGACGAGGAGGCCGAGCGAACCACGAGGAGCCAGGCGGCCCGGACAGAAGCAGCUAGGACCGAGGCCGCCAAGACCGAGGCCGCCCGCAGAGCCAGCGACGCGCUCCUGCUCGACCGGAAGCUCGAGUCCCUCGACCAGAAGGUGUCCGACAUCGACUCUAAGCUCGUCGGCCUCAAGAACCAGAUCGACAACAAUUUCCUGCCCGUCGACGACAUCAACGCCGAGGCCAGCGAGAAGAAGCCGAUCAGCCUCAACGUCAUCGAGAUCGCCAAGGGUCUCAACACGGAGGUGGUCUCCGAGAUCAGCAAGGAGAUCGACAUCCUGCGCAACUCCAUGUCCACCGUGGACCGUAAGCUGCAGUUCCACAUCAACCUGGUGUCGGAGAACCUGGGCAAGGUGCUGUACAUGGUGGCCGACGUGCACGCGGCCGUGGUGGAGCCCGACGCCGCCUCCAUCGACGUGCACAGCCUGUUCAAGAACCGCACCACCACCGCGGCGCCGCCCGCGCGCGCCAGCAAGAUCGACGCGCUCGUCAACAAGAUCAUCCCCAUGAUGAGCGUCUCCGAGAAGAUGGACGAGGUGUGGGACGUGGUGGUCGGCACCAAGAGCUCCGUGGACGACCUGGUGCCCAAGUCGGACGAGCUGCUGACGCAGACGCAGCGGCAGGAGCGCGCCAUCGGCCAGAUCCACAGCGACCUGCGGCUGAAGACGAACCUGAUCAUUGAGAACCUGGACAUGGUGGAGAAGCGGCUGAAGAAGCAGGAGGACGACGUGGCGACGCUGGCGCAGCGGCCCGUGCCGGCUGAGCUGCUGCUGGACCCCACCAUCGACCGGCUCGUGGAGUACGCGCCGACGCGCUACCGCGUGGACGACCCCGCGCCCGACGCCCCCCCGACCCCCGCGCCCGCGCCCGCCGCGCCCGCCACCUCCACCUACAGCCCCAACGCGCCGCCCGCGACGCCGGCGCCCGCCGCCAACGCUACCCGCCCCGCCAGCCGCAAGGGAGGCAUCAUCUUCCCGAGCGUCAAGAACAAGCCCAUCAUCGGUAACAACACCUUCGCGUCGGAAAUUGUCGCUAACUACAAGGAUGUCAAAGGCUACUCGUGCAUAGACCUGCUGAACGCCGGCAUGAGGGAGUCGGGAGUCUACUACCUGCAGAUCCGGGGCACCACCUACUGGUUCCUGAAGGUCUACUGCGAGCAGAGCGUCGCUGACGGCGGCUGGACGGUGAUCCACCGACGAGAUGACUUCGGGGUCCCGGCGGAGAACUUCAACCGCGACUGGAACGACUACAAGAACGGCUUCGGAGACCCCAGCCGCGAGUUCUGGCUCGGGAACGAGAACAUCUACAUGCUGACCAAUAAUGACGACUACAUGCUCAGGGUUGAGCUGGAAGACUUUGAUGGAAACAAGAGAUACGCGCAGUAUUCGCACUUCAAGAUCUACUCGGAAGCGGAAUACUACAAGCUCGAGAUCGAGGGCUACGAGGGCACGGCCGGGGACUCGCUCAACGACCCCUGGUACGGGUCCAACAACAGCCCCUUCUCCACCUACAACAGAGACAACGACCGCUCUUCGCUCAACUGCGCCUCGAUGCUGAAGGGCGGCUGGUGGUGGAAGUCUUGCGGCCGCGGGCUCAACGGCCUGUACCUACACGACCCUCAGGACCUCACAGCGAGGCAAGGGAUCGUCUGGUUCCGCUGGAGGGGCUGGGACUACACGCUGAAGCGCGCCUCCAUGAUGAUCAAGCCCAAGGGCGUCCAACCGAACACGUGAACCCCGCCCCCCGCACCCCCUCCCAACCGCUAGGUCACUCCACGAAACAUACCAAAUGGCACAGGCUAAGCCAUCACCAAAUUAUCAUAUCUGUCGCCGCUAUAGGUCUUAUACAGUGGUGCAAGGCAGUUCCCUUGACAUUCAACGGCCGGAUUACAUUGUGGCCAACUAUUGGUCGGUUGUUUAAGAGGGAAUUCUGCCCGGUGUCACUAUUUAUUAUCGUUAGCUGUUAGAUUAAUUCUUGCCAUAACAAUUACACCUGCUGUUUCGUGUAAUUCUUUGAAGUAAUUGUUCUAGCAUUAAUAUCGUAUUGUUUUGUUAUAGUUAAAAUCUGUUUUGCUUGCUUUGUUUCUCCAGCGACAGCUUAUUUCAAUCGCUUUUCCAAGACGGGCUGCCAUUUAUUUAAUUUGUGUAAGUACGUGUAAGCUUGUGCCAUGUCCGGUUGUUUGUCUAAUGUUUGUCACGCCUGCAUUCUACCAAAUUAAAUUUAAACUUGUGAAAGGAGUGUGAAAAUUUACAUCCCAGGAACAAUAAUACCUGCAAUCUAGUUUACCUUGUAGGCAGACAUAAUGUUUAGUACAUGUGCACUUAAUACAGGCGUGAACGCAAAUGACAUCGAGUGACAUAUCCUUACUUUAAAACUGUAAAUAUUCCCCAUCAGCGUACCAUCAUACCGUAGUUAUUGUAUAAAAAUCAUGAUCACCCAUCAUCCAAAUCGUAUUUUUCAUUAUUGGGCUCAACAUCUGUCUUGCAGCUUUCCUAAAGCAAUUUUGUAUUGUAUUUUUGUAAAUAGAAAGAAUUGCUGCAGAAGUGCCACAUCCCCAAUUUCAUUAAUUUAUUAUUCAUCAGGACUUCAGACAUCAAUAUCGUUUCAUUCUAGAUAUAGGCUUUAGUAUAAGAAAGGUUUAUAAUAAGGUGUAAAUAAAGAAAUAAUUAAUAUGAAAGUGUACUAGCUAAAGACAACGAAAACUAACAUUUGAAGAAGAAACUAUUGUAUGAAUUAUUUUCACUAUAAGUAAUGUGGCUUUUGGAUUGAUUACUCUUGUGCAUUGCUUCAGUAUCAUGUCAAAUUAGUUAUUUGAUGAAUUAUCUUCUUUAUGUUUGUCUACAAAACGUACCUGAACACUAGGACAUAUUAUUGUGUAUGUAGGUCAUAUUACUAGUGUAAGCGAAACCAGCUUCUGUCUGUAAUUUCAACAGUUCUCUGAAAUCGGCACACCUAUUUCGACUUUGAAUAAAUAAAUAUUUUGAUUUAUACAGAAUGUUGCAAAAACUGUAUCUGUACAAAGAGCAGCAUACAAAAGUACCUACGUAUUUAAAUAAAAUAAAAUAAAAUAUUGUUAUCAUUGAAAAUUGCAUAAGACAAUCUUGUAAGAUAGUAAAUAAAAAAUAUUUUUAAUAUAUAUAAACGAUCGUUUUAUUUCAUUAAUCGGAUUUUACAGUAAACUAUGCUAAUGUAUGUUAAUGUAUUAAGUUUACAAGUACUACACUGUGUUCAAUUCAUUGAGUAUUUUAUAAAUACAUCCAUCACAAUAGUUUUUUUUUUUUCAUAUAGUCCAUAAAAUAGUUCAGUACUUGUCAGUAGUAAGUAUACUAGGGGUAUGAAUCGAUUUCCACAAAAAAUAUUAAGUAUAAUUAAAUAAACUAGAAAGUAUACAACCAUAAAUUCAGUCGGCUGAGACAAGAAACAUAAAACUCAGCUGCUUAGCACAUGUUACUUAUGUACCUAUAACCUAUUCAAAUCAUAUGUAGCUAUAAAUGAAAGACAACAUUUUUGUUACUACUUACCUACUGAAUUUAAUGCACAUAUUCGAAGUAAAAACUAAUUCUUUACUGAGUAACAUUCUAGGUAGAACGAUGUUUUUACGACAUUAGUUAAUUAUGUUUCUAUUGAUAUAUUUUAAUACAAAAUAUUAUACAUGGAUCCUGUUGAAGAGACACGAAAACAUUAAUUAUGUGAAUACAGAGAAUAAGCGACACAAAUAAAUAUAAAACCAUUACGGUUUCAUAAAACAUCGAUAAUACAGAAGGUUAACGUGGCACCAAACGAAUUGCCUUUUGUCCGCAAGACUUUUCUCAU
Plutella xylostella (diamondback moth) is the source of this 4273-nucleotide messenger RNA. RefSeq lists its product as uncharacterized. Lineage: Eukaryota; Metazoa; Arthropoda; Insecta; Lepidoptera; Plutellidae. The record is from RefSeq and is a predicted model, not a curated record.